CUCGCUGACCGCCUGGAAAUAGUUGACUUGGACACAAACAACCUGGCCCUAGUGCCUUUAGCCUGACAAGGCCCGUCUUCGACUGAGGCAGCAUCAGCGCCGCGCUUGCUGGUGGCCAGUCUGCGCAACCAUUUCACGCCUGCCUGGCAAGCGCUAUUGACUCUAGAUUGCUUAGACCUACUGCUUUGGUCAUCCGCCGGACGAGUGCAGAGCGAGGGAGAGCGAGGACGCGCGGCUUACAACCGACUGCCCAAGUGAGACCGGGCUUGACCGGGGGGGCUGCUCCCGCGCUGUUCGUCCUCUCGGGCUGCUUCCUGGCACGUUGGGUCCUAUGUAUGCAUCUUUGAAGCCGUGGGUGCUUUACCGCGUGCUGCGCUGGGGCGGCAGCGAGCUCCACUUGAACACUCGGUUGCUCAUGGAAGCGCUUGAAGCGGCCCCGUACUUCGUCAACGAAGGCGGAGGCGCUUCCGAUCGUGCACGAGCCAUGAGUGAGGAAGUUCGUAACCUCAAGCGUCGCCGCAGCGACGAGGGGGAGGGCGCCGAGGACGAGGCUCCUGCCACAGAUGUGGGCGCUGAUGCUGUCGCCGUGGCUGAGCCCGAGGCCGAGGCUGUGGACGCUGGCGUAGCGCCUGCACAGGAGGAGGCGCCUCCUGCAGCUGAUGACGACGCUGGUGCCGCGGCUGCUGCCGAGGCUGCUGCUGCCCCGGUAGAGGACAGUGCCCCCGCCGUCGACGCGGCCGCCGCUGCUGCCGUCGAGGCCGCUGAGGCCCAGGCUGCUGCUGAAGCCGUUGCUGAGGCCGCUGCUGUGGUUGAGGCCCCCAAGGCUGAAGAGCAGGCCGUGCCCGCGGCGGUGCCUCAGGCCGCCGAUGCCUACUACAAGACCGAGGCCGCGCAGCCGCAGCAGGCCGCCUACGACGCCAACGACUAUAACAAGGUCGCGGCGGCCAUGCAGCAGCAACAGGCCGCUGCUCAGCAGGCUGCUCUGCAGCAGCAGCAGGCCCAGCAGGCGGCCGCUGCUCAGCAGGCCGCUGCUCAACAGGCCGCUGCCCAGCAGGCCGCUGCCCAGCAGGCGGCUGCCCAACAGGCAGCUGCGCAGCAGGCUGCGGCCCAGCAGGCUGCGGCCCAGCAAGCGGCAGCGGCUCAGCAGGCCGCCGCCCAGCAGCAGCAGGCGGCGGCCAUGGGCUCCUACAACGUGAACCAGCUGGCAGGCCUGAGCGUUAACCAGCUGGCCCAGAUGGGCGUCAGCAUGAACCAGCUGGCGGCCCUGGGCGGUAAUGCCGCCGCGGACCUGAACCAGCAGGUGCUCCUUGCCCAGCAGCGCCAGUACGAGCUGGCGCUCAAGAUGCACCAGCAGCAGGCGGCGCAGCAGGCGGCGCAGCGGCAACAACAGCAACAACAGCAGGCUGCCGCGAUGGCCAAGGCCUCUGGUGCCUCUGGCCGCAAGUCGGCCCCCGCUUCGUACGAGCCGCCGGUGUCGCUGAGCGCCUCUGGUCGCCCGCAGCGCGCCCGCCGCGUCAACUAUGCCGAGCUCGCCGGUGCCACGAAUGAGGAGGAGGAGGAGGACGACCAGGCCAACCUGGUGCCCAACUGGGCUCGCCGCCGGCGGAAGAACCAGGACCAGGACCGCGACUACGGCCCGGGCAUCGGCAGCAGCGCGCGCGCCAGUGCCAAUGCCGCCCAGGCAGCCAACGCCAACCUGUACGGCAUGGGCGCCAACGCCUACGGCCAGGCUGGCGCUCGCGGCGCCGCCCCGGUUUCUGCCGGCGUGGCCAACCUGUAUGGCCUGGCGGGCCAGCAGGGCAUGCGCGCCGCGGGUGCCGGCGCCGGCGUGGCCGGCCUGCAGGCCGCCAACCUGGCGGCCGUGAACAACGCCGCGCUGGCGGGCCAGGUCAACUGGCAGAACCAGGCGGCGUGGGGCCAGGCGGCGGGCAUGAACCAGGCGUACGCGGCGCUGGCGGCGGCUCAGCAGCGGCCACAGAUGGCGGCAGCGCAGCAGUACAUGCUGCAGCCCAAUGCCGCGCGCACGAUGCAGGACAUGCAGCAGCUGAUGAUGCGGGGAGUGGACGGCCAGGGCGGCCUGCCCGGCCAGCAGCGGUAGACGGCGUGCCGCUGCUUGUCUUUCACCGUGUCAAUAACAUCGAAGUGCCAGGUGCACGAACGCGUGGUGAUGAGCCUUUCUGCUACUGACGCAAUGAGGUGAAGGCGGAGGGUACGAUGACCGGUCAGCUCACUACUAAAGCGUGUGCCCACAGGCAAACACUGCACAUGAAUCCCUGAGACUCCUGAUUUAACACGAUGUGAUUGAUUUACGGGGCGCACUACUUUGAUGCGGACGUGAUAGGUGUCUCGUGCGUGCCCUCUCAAACAUGGUACAGAUCGGACCAAGCUCAUACGAGCAUGCCUGCUGACUCCUGACCGAACCGCUUUAGUUUGAUACAUUGAUUUUUUGAGCGGCGGCUGAUACGCUACGUGCACCUACUGCACGGACUUGUAACAAGACUCAAAUCG
This is a messenger RNA of Chlamydomonas reinhardtii, 2508 nucleotides long. RefSeq lists its product as uncharacterized. The record is from RefSeq and is a predicted model, not a curated record. Lineage: Eukaryota; Viridiplantae; Chlorophyta; Chlorophyceae; Chlamydomonadales; Chlamydomonadaceae. Bases 332 to 2098 code for a protein of 588 amino acids. The transcript is spliced from 4 exons.